CCGCGAAACUGUUCCCUUGAACUAGCCAUUAAGGCUCAAAUCAUUCUUGGUGCUGCAUGCUGAGAAGAAAACAGAAACAGCAGCUGGAAAUGCACACGUGUGUCCAGGUUCUAUGUAAUACAUUUUAGACAAAUUACUAGUGGGUAUUAGUGACUACAUGGGUCAUGUACAAUACUGGCACAUUGUUAAAGACAGACACUCUUGUGCACUCUCUCUCAACUUUUCUGUAUUUCUACAGAAAUGUUGCACCAAAAUGGAGCCUGUUUAACGGGCGACUGAUUAUAUUGAGAAGAGAGUGAUGAGCAACUUCACGAAAGGUUACUACGUGUAGAAGGAACACUAAUUAAAUUUCGAUUUUGUGGUACUUUUGUCUACAACUUACCUGCUGAAGACCUUUGAGGAUUCUGUAUGGCAUACUGAAAUAACGCAUUGAAAGGGACGGAAAAAGGAUAUUUUCAACCAAAAAUCAUGAGACAAAUAAUUAUUGGAAUUGGGGGAGUCACAAAUGGUGGAAAAACAACAUUGGCAAACAAAGUUUAUGAACAUAUUCCCAACACUUUCAUCAUAUCGCAGGAUAAAUAUUUCAAGGAUGAAUCUCUGGUAGCAGUGGACAGCAGUGGUUUCAAACAGUAUGAUGUUAUUGAUGCCCUUGACAUGGAUAGUAUGAUGCUUGACAUUGAAUCCUGGAGAAAGGACCCAAGGUCAUUUUUAAAAAUUCAUGAAUUAAAAAAUCCUCCAAACUUUAAAGAUUCAACUGAAGUGCGAGAUGAUGUGUACAUACUCAUAAUAGAGGGCUUUCUACUCUUUAACUACAAUACUAGAGUAUAUGUACCCCCUGAUCCCCCUGGAUACUUUGAUGGACACGUCUGGCCCAUGUAUGUGAAAAACAGAAAGGAAAUGGAAGCAACUGUUUCUGCACUGAUUUAUUUGGAUGGGACCAAGAUGAGAGAUGAAUUGUUUUCCAUUGUACAUGAAGAAAUAAUGAUAGAAAUACAAAAGCUAGCAGGGAAAACCCUUGAAAAUGAUUGAAUAUUCAUAUAAUAGUGAAGACAUCAGUAUGCCGUAUGUGGAAACAUAGUGCCAAGAUGUGGGCUGUGAAGAUUUGGGAUUUCUGAAUGAAGUUUUCAGACUUUGAUUUUAGUUGCCAUAAUUUACCUCUGUGCCUUAUUAGUAGUGUUUUGUAUUAAACUAACGGUUUAAGCUAAAGUAAUUCAUAUAACUUACAAUACGUGUUCUUCUGAAUCCAUGGGAAGAUGCCUAAACAUUGCAAUACAAACAGGGGAGAGGUUAGGAGACUGGAAAGGAACUUUUAUAUGUAUUGUUGAGAUUGCACAAAGCAGGUAUUCUAUGUAAAAUAAUUAAACAUCUGUGCAUAAACAGUUUACUACCAGAACUAAAUAGUGCUAAGAAUGAAGCAAUGAUUGUUUAGCAACAGUGUUAUGGAUGGAGGAAUGGAUAAUUAAUUAGCAAAAUACGUAGACUAUUUUAAUAUGUUUACAGUAAUCAGUACCUAAUACAAAAUUACAAAAUAAGGGCAGAGACACUCGAAAAGAGUUUUUGUUUGUCUUUAGUACAGUGCUCUGUUCCUUAACCAUAGAUACGGUUGAGCCGUUGUCAGUCACUGUCUUUUGUAAUAUGUGAGACAGACCCAGAGAGCAGAGAUGUACAGUAGGUCCUGCGUAGGCCUUACCAUGUAAGAUAAGCUAGAUUUGAUGUCAGCCGAAACGUUUCGGCCCUGUAGCCUUCUUCAGGUCCACAUAGUGUUUAUGCUAUAUAUAGCAUGAAUACUAUGUGGAUUUUUUAAAGUAGUAAUUUAGCAUUUUUUCUCUAAACUCAUACAUGGAUAAAAUAAAAUUUAAACAUUAAAAGCAUUUAAGUUCCCCCUCUAUGAUAAUACAGCAGUAGUAAUACUCUGUCAAAGAUAAUGCAUUUCUUUGUGCUAUCAUGAAACAUAAAAAGGCUGUAGAAGAUGUUCUUCUUUAGGACAAUGCAUUGGUAUCCAGUGUGAUGUUUUGUUUUUCACAUUCAGAUGCUCUACAAACUAUGUGAGAUUUUCUAAUCAGCAUUUUUAAGUUUUUGAAGAACUAGUAAGACAUAAAUAUCCCAAAUGAAUCAAUAAUUCCAAGUUGUUUAAUGUUAUUAGCUAAAUCUACAAGCUUGUGAAAUAAAAAUAACACUAGAAAUAUCUUACAUAAAAUGACAAGAAUCGAGUGUAUUUUUGGAUGUAAAUUCAAACCAACAAAAAUGGAUUUUAAAAAUACUUCGGAGCAGUGUUCCUGUGAAGUCUUAAGAACUACCAAAACGCACCAGGAGUAUCUCUUUAAAAUUUGUUUUGGAAAUUGAGUUGUUAUUGAUGUGACUUACAGUAUAUGAUGUUGCUGUUGAGAUAUUUACUAUUAAAUUGUGUUGUUUUUUGUUUUUGUUUUGGAAAAUAAAGAAAUGUUCAAUAAUGUACAAACCUGA
Molecule: messenger RNA, 2463 nt
Organism: Lepisosteus oculatus (spotted gar)
Lineage: Eukaryota; Metazoa; Chordata; Actinopteri; Semionotiformes; Lepisosteidae
Gene: nmrk1
Product: nicotinamide riboside kinase 1
Cellular component (GO): cytoplasm
Molecular function (GO): ribosylnicotinamide kinase activity
Source: RefSeq, a predicted model, not a curated record